Argiope bruennichi is the source of this 1983-nucleotide messenger RNA. Its product is annotated as eukaryotic translation initiation factor 2-alpha kinase-like. The record is from RefSeq and is a predicted model, not a curated record. NCBI's taxonomy places the organism in Eukaryota, Metazoa, Arthropoda, Arachnida, Araneae, Araneidae. Gene Ontology annotation, molecular function: ATP binding; protein kinase activity. The transcript has 17 exons. Bases 55 to 1875 code for a protein of 606 amino acids. Gene Ontology annotation, biological process: protein phosphorylation.
UUUGAAAUAUAUCUGGUUAUCGUAUCUAGUCGGUUCUUCUUGGGUAUUGAAAACAUGUCUGAUAAGUUCAGAAAAAGGCCUUCUUUUACUAAAGAAAAAGCAGAUAUAUUAAAAAAGACCUUAGCUCAAUUUGACGAAGGAAUAACAGUUGAUCCUCUUACAUUGGAAGAGAGCACUGAUGCUACAUCAAUAAAGGAUCGUACAUUUCUUCUUCAUGUUCUAAUAGAAACACUUUGUUAUAUUUUGGAAAAAGAUGAUUAUAGGAGGAAGAAGUUAUUUAAUAGUUUAUACAAGAGUUUUGAAGCAAAUAAGUUGGUAGAUUCUGUAAUAGAUGUAGACAAUUUAGCACGAAUGAGAAGGCAUGUAGCAUUGAGAUUUUAUGAACAUAUAAAGCAGGUUCACCAGAGUAUAGGUCCUCUUUCAAAUGAAUUAACCUAUGAAGAAGAGGAGAGCUGUAUUCCGAUUUCAAAAAUUGAAAAAUACAAUGAAGCAUUUGAUGAAUUGGAGGUUAUAGCUCGUGGAGGAUUUGGUGUAGUUUGUAAGGCUAGGCAUAAAGUGGAUGGUGGAACUUAUGCUGUCAAAAAAAUUAUUUUUGAAUAUCGCAAAGACUCGGACUAUGUCAAGGUGAUGCGUGAAGUGAGAAACUUGUCUAGUUUGAGUAAUAAAUAUGUUGUGGCCUACAACAAUGCUUGGGUGCAACCUGUGGAUGAACCAUGUGAUUUGAGCUCUGAGGAACUGGAUUCAGAAAGUGAUUACACUGAUGAUGAGUUUACAGAUAACGAUACCACUUAUGAUCAAUCUAUAGAUUCCAAAAAUGCUCCUUUUUCUGCACAUUCUUAUAGAAUACAAAAAGUCUCCACUUGCAGUGAAUCUAGUAGUAUUAUAUUUCAAGAUGAUACAAAUGACUCUAAAUCCAGCUCCAGCAAUCAAAGCAAAUCAUUUUUAGCCAACUGUUCUUCAAAAAAUGAAGAAUCUCCACCCAAGUGCAAUUUUCCUAUCUUGAGAAUCAAGAUGAUGCUGUGUAUUCAAAUGGAAUUCUGUGAUUACGAUCUUCGUCAGUGGCUUGAUGCAAGAAAUGAAGGUGGUACUCUUCCUUUUAUCAAAAGUGUUCCAGAUAUAUUUAAAGAAAUUCUUUGUGGAGUAGCAUAUAUUCACGAAAAGCAAAUCAUUCAUAGAGAUCUGAAACCUCAAAAUAUAUUUUUCUCAAAAUCCAAAGGUGUUAUGAAAGUUGGCGACUUUGGGUUGGCUACUUUAUGCCACACUUCAUCAGACGAAGAAGAAAGUAGUUCAAAUCAUAGUACAAAUCUGGGAACUUUACCUUACGCUGCUCCAGAACAAAGAAGCAAUUCAGUUUAUGAUUCCAAGGUGGACAUGUACAGCUUGGGGAUCAUUCUGAUUGAACUUCUAGUUAAAAUUGGAACCAAAAUGGAGUUCUUUAAAAUAAUUGAUAAUUUUAAGCAAAAUGUCAUACCAGAAGAAAUUGAGCAGAAAUGGCCUGAAUAUAUACCACUGUUGAAAAACCUCCUUCAAGAAGAUCAUACUUCUAGAAAAGAUGCCAAAGAAAUCCUGAAUAUGCCACUAUUUAAGGAAAAAAUUGAGGGAAGUAAUCUUGAACAAAAAGUGAAAGAACUGGAGAGAGAGUUAGCCAAUAAAGAACAGGAAUUUCAAGAACGGGAGAAGGCACUGACACAAAAGCUACAUGAGCAAGAGCAAGUGAUGGAGCAAAGACUCCAAGAACAAAGGUGGGCAAUGGAGCAAAAAUUCCAGGAGCAAAAGCGGGAAAUAGAAGAAGCAUUAGUCAACAAAGAACGUCUUUUUCAGCAGAUUUCAGAGGAAGUGAAGUUGUUAAAAGAGCACAUGGACAGACUACAGUGAAGUCUGAAACAUCCAAGUUCCCAUUUUUAUUUUAUUUUAGACAAUGCUGUGAUAUUUAAAUGAUUUUAAUAAAGACGAUUUUUUUAAAAAUCAUUUUGUAUUAAAGAG